CACCUGACUGGAAUACUAUAGUCAUAACUGUAGUUGGCUAUAUAAGAGCAUCUCAAACAGCUCUGCAUCACCCACAGGUGGUUACAUCUCAGUCCUCACCACAUACACUGACAUCGAGGCAGUCAAGAUGAAGUUGCUGCUAGUUGCCGCUGCUGUUCUGGCUGUAGCCAGCUGUGCCAGCAUCUCUCUGGAAGAUCUGGAGUUUCACGCCUGGAAACUGAAGUUUGAAAAAUCCUACCACUCUCCAUCAGAGGAGACUCAACGGAAGCAGAUCUGGCUCAACAACCGCAAACUUGUGCUGGUGCACAACAUCUUGGCAGACCAGGGUUUGAAGUCCUACCGCCUUGGGAUGACCUAUUUCUCUGACCUGGAACAUGAAGAGUACAAACAGCUGAUUUCCCAGGGCUGCCUCGGCUCCUUUAAUGCGUCUCUGCCUCGCCGUGGCUCUACCUUCUUCCGGCUGCCUGCAGGUACUGACCUGCCCGACACUAUUGACUGGAGGGAUAAGGGAUACGUCACUGAUGUCAAGGAUCAGAAGAUGUGUGGCUCCUGCUGGGCUUUCAGUGCAACUGGCUCACUGGAGGGUCAGAACUUCAGGAAGACAGGAAAGCUGGUGUCUCUGAGUGAGCAGCAGCUGGUCGACUGCUCUGGAGACUUUGGCAAUGAGGGCUGCGGUGGAGGCUGGAUGGACUCUGCCUUCCAGUACAUCGAAGCCAAUGGAGGGAUUGACACUGAGGACUCCUACCCCUAUGAGGCUGAAGAUGGACAGUGCCGUUAUAACCCUGAUAAUAUUGGAGCCAAAUGCACCGGCUAUGUUGAUGUGAAUAAAGGUGAUGAAGAUGCCCUGAAGGAGGCUGUAGCCACCAUUGGACCAGUAUCUGUGGCCAUUGAUGCUUCAAGUCCAUCUUUCCAAUUCUACGAUUCAGGAGUGUAUGACGAGCCGGGGUGCAGCAGCACAUUCUUGGACCAUGGCGUGCUGGCUGUGGGUUAUGGUACUGAGAACGGGCAGGACUACUGGCUGGUCAAGAACAGCUGGGGUCUUGACUGGGGAGACAAGGGAUACAUUAAGAUGACCAGGAACAAAUCCAACCAGUGUGGGAUUGCUACUGCAGCGAGUUACCCUCUGGUCUCUGGAUAUAUCCCCGUUUUUGCAACAGACACAGACACUGAGACAGUCAAGAUGAAGUUGCUGCUAGCUGCUGCUGCUGUUCUGGCUGUAGCCAGCUGUGCCAGCAUCUCUCUGGAAGAUCUGGAGUUUCACGCCUGGAAACUCAAGUUUGCAAAAUCCUACCACUCUCCAUCAGAGGAGACUCACCGGAAACAGAUCUGGCUCAACAACCGCAAACACGUGCUAAUGCACAACAUGUUGGCAGACCAGGGUUUGAAAUCAUACCGCCUCGGUAUGACGCACUUUUCUGACAUGGAACAUGAAGAGUACAAACAGCUGAUUUCCCAGGGCUGUCUCGGCUCCUUCAAUGCUUCUCUGCCUCACCGUGGUUCUGCCUUCCUUCGGCUACCUGAAGGCAUUGAUCUGCCCGACACUGUUGACUGGAGGAAAGAGGGAUACGUCACUGAUGUCAAGUAUCAGGCGCAAUGUGGUUCCUGCUGGGCCUUCAGUGCAACUGGUGCACUGGAGGGUCAGAACUUCAGGAAGACAGGAAAGCUGGUGUCUCUGAGUGAGCAGCAGCUGGUCGACUGCUCUGGUAGCUUUGGCAAUGAGGGCUGCAAUGGAGGCUGGAAGGACCGGGCCUUCCAAUACAUCCAAGCCAAUGGAGGGAUUGACACUGAGGACUCCUACCCCUAUGAGGCUGAAGAUGGACAGUGCCGUUACAACCCUGGUAAUAUUGGUGCCAAAUGCACCGGCUAUGUUGAUGUGAAUAAAGGUGAUGAAGAUGCCCUGAAGGAGGCUGUAGCCACCAUUGGACCAGUAUCUGUGGCCAUUGAUGCUUCACGUCCAUCUUUCCAACUCUACAAUUCAGGAAUAUAUGAUGAGCCUGCAUGCAGCAGCACAUCCUUGACACAUGCUAUGCUGGUUGUGGGUUAUGGUACUGAGAAUGGACAGGACUACUGGCUGGUCAAGAACAGCUUUGGUCUUGGAUGGGGAGAGAACGGAUACAUUAGGAUGAGCAGGAACAAAUCCAACCAAUGUGGGAUUGCUACUAGAGCAAGCUACCCUCUGGACACCUACAGUGUACUGGCUGCCUUCAUAUCAGAUUUGUACGCAGAACCUAUUUCACCCACAGCUGGAUAUAUCCCCGUUUUUGCAACAGACACAGACACCGAGACAGUCAAGAUGAAGUUGCUGCUAGCUGCUGCUGCUGUUCUGGCUGUAGCCAGCUGUGCCAGCAUCUCUCUGGAAGAUCUGGAGUUUCACGCCUGGAAACUCAAGUUUGCAAAAUCCUACCACUCUCCAUCAGAGGAGACUCACCGGAAACAAAUCUGGCUCAACAACCGCAAACUUGUGCUAAUGCACAACAUGUUGGCAGACCAGGGUUUGAAAUCAUAUCGCCUCGGUAUGACGCACUUUUCUGACAUGGAACAUGAAGAGUACAAACAGCUGAUUUCCCAGGGCUGUCUCGGCUCCUUCAAUGCUUCUCUGCCUCGCCGUGGUUCUGCCUUCCUUCGGCUACCUGAAGGCAUUGAUCUGCCCGACACUGUUGACUGGAGGAAAGAGGGAUACGUCACUGAUGUCAAGUAUCAGGCGCAAUGUGGUUCCUGCUGGGCCUUCAGUGCAACUGGUGCACUGGAGGGUCAGAACUUCAGGAAGACAGGAAAGCUGGUGUCUCUGAGUGAGCAGCAGCUGGUCGACUGCUCUGGUAGCUUUGGCAAUGAGGGCUGCAAUGGAGGCUGGAUGGACCAGGCCUUCCAAUACAUCCAAGCCAAUGGAGGGAUUGACACUGAGGACUCCUACCCCUAUGAGGCUGAAGAUGGACAGUGCCGCUACAACCCUGGUAAUAUUGGUGCCAAAUGCACCGGCUAUGUUGAUGUGAAUCACGGUGAUGAAGAUGCACUGAAGGAGGCUGUGGCCACUAUUGGACCAGUAUCUGUGGCCAUUGAUGCUUUCAGUCCAUCUUUCAUAUACUACCAAUCAGGAAUAUAUGAUGAGCCUGCAUGCAGCAGUACAUUCUUGACCCAUGGUGUGCUUGCUGUGGGUUAUGGUACUGAGAAUGGACAGGACUACUGGCUGGUCAAGAACAGCUUUGGUCUUGGAUGGGGAGAGAACGGAUACAUUAGGAUGAGCAGGAACAAAUCCAACCAGUGUGGGAUUGCUACUAAAGCAAGCUACCCUCUGGGCAAAGUGAUUGUCAAGCAGCUAUGGGACAAGCAGAGGGAGUGGGAUGACCCUGCACUCCCUUCUUCAAGCAUGGAAGACUCCAACCACCAGAACACUAGACUCCUCAUAAAGACUCCCUGCUUGGUCAUCCUGGACUGGAGAGAGUAUUUGCAGAACUCCGCUGAAAGACCUAUUUCACCCACAGGUGAUUAUAUCUCAGUUUUUGCAACAGACACGGACACUAAGACAGUCAAGAUGAAGUUGCUGCUAGUUGCCGCUGCUGUUCUGGCUGUAGCCAGUUGUGCCAGCAUCUCUCUGGAAGAUCUGGAGUUUCACGUCUGGAAGCUGAAGUUUGAAAAAUCCUACCACUCUCCAUCAGAGGAGACUCACCGGAAACAGAUCUGGCUCAGCAACCGCAAACUUGUGCUAAUGCACAACAUCUUGGCAGACCAGGGUUUGAAAUCGUACCGCCUCGGUAUGACAUACUUUUCUGACAUGGAACAUGAAGAAUACAAACAGCUGAUUUCCCAGGGCUGCCUUGGCUCUUUCAACGCUUCUCUGCCUCGCCGUGGUUCUGCCUUCUUGCGGCUACCUGAAGGUAUUGAUCUGCCCGACACUGUCGACUGGAGGAAUGAAGGAUACGUCACUGAAGUCAUGAAUCAGUUGCAGUGUGGUUCCUGCUGGGCCUUCAGUGCAACUGGUGCACUGGAGGGUCAGAACUUCAGGAAGACAGGAAAGCUGGUGUCUCUGAGUAAGCAGCAGUUGGUUGACUGCUCUAGAAACUAUGGCAAUGAGGGCUGCAAUGGAGGCUGGAUGGAUUCUGCUUUCCAGUACAUCCAAGCCAAUGGAGGGAUUGACACUGAGGGGUCCUACCCUUAUGAGGCCCAGGAUGGACAGUGCCGCUACAACCCUGGUAAUAUUGGUGCCAAAUGCACUGGCUACGUUGAUGUGAAUCAAGCUGAUGAAGAUGCCCUGAAGGAGGCUGUGGCCACUGUUGGACCAGUAUCUGUGGCCAUUGAUGCGUCAAUUUCAUCCUUCAUAUUUUACGAAUCAGGAGUGUUUGAUGAACCCGAGUGCAGCAGCACAGACUUGGACCAUGCUGUGCUUGCUGUGGGUUAUGGUACUGAGAAUGGACAGGACUACUGGCUGGUCAAGAACAGCUGGGGUCUUGAAUGGGGAGAGAAUGGAUACAUUAAGAUGAGCAGGAACAAAUCCAACCAGUGUGGGAUUGCUAGUGCAGCAAGCUACCCUCUGGUCUGAAGAGGUGGAAAGAAACUCAUCCUUAUUUUUUCCUGGGUUGGUGUUUAAUGGAAUAACUUUAUAAAGAUUUUUAUAUCUUUUUAGAUUUUAUAAAAAUAUAUAUGUAAAAGAAAAUCACACUAAUAUGUAAAAAAUGUACUUGUAUGUGUUUCAUUGUGUUGUUCAUGUGUGGCUUAAUAACCAUGCAGUGGUUUUUAGCUUUAGAAACUGUAGUCUGUUGAUCAAUCCACUGUUAUUCAGACAGAGAUAAUGAACAUCUGUGGGAUGCAUUUUUAGUUUUCUGCAGACUUUUGUGUUCCCUAAAGAAAAAAUCCGACUGGUGAUCAAGCCCUGUAGAACUUCCAUGGAAUGUUUCAGGAGUUAUCAGAAAAUUUGAAAUGAAAUGAUGCAGUAGCGUGUGAAAAGGCCGAGUAAUGCACUUUCAUCCAUUUGCUUCUGCAACAAAAGUUAGCUCAAGUCAAAGGUCAGUCAUGACAUUGGAUAGCUUGCCAAUGCUGUUUCUGCCAUCAGGUCAACAUUAAUUUGUAUUUAAUAUUUUCAUUUAAUUAAAAUCAGCAAACCAUUUCAGAGUGUAGAUUCUAAACACAAAUAAAUUGUUAUUAAUUCCUGUUACA
Archocentrus centrarchus (flier cichlid) is the source of this 5148-nucleotide messenger RNA. RefSeq lists its product as uncharacterized. The transcript has 35 exons. Gene Ontology annotation, molecular function: cysteine-type peptidase activity. The record is from RefSeq and is a predicted model, not a curated record. Lineage: Eukaryota; Metazoa; Chordata; Actinopteri; Cichliformes; Cichlidae. Gene Ontology annotation, biological process: proteolysis. The coding region runs from base 128 to 4534 and encodes 1468 amino acids.